Messenger RNA from Corticium candelabrum, 1182 nucleotides. Its product is annotated as carcinoembryonic antigen-related cell adhesion molecule 1-like. Bases 3 to 938 code for a protein of 311 amino acids. The record is from RefSeq and is a predicted model, not a curated record. Lineage: Eukaryota; Metazoa; Porifera; Homoscleromorpha; Homosclerophorida; Plakinidae. The transcript is spliced from 5 exons. Gene Ontology annotation, molecular function: protein binding.
GUAUGUGGCUGUUUGUUUCAGCUGUUACUGUUACUAAUGGCACAACAACUGAGACAACAGUCGAAGUUCAUUGGCAAAUUGGUAACGUCACGGGUACUGUGACAAAAAUCACUGUACAUUGGGGGACAGACUUGAGUGAAACUGUAGGAAAAGAGAUAGACACUUACAAGGUAGAACGAUUGAAUCCCAAGACUUUGUACACAAUCAGAGUUGUCGUAAGUGUUCUUAAUGGUCAAGAGUGGGAGGCGACUGCAGAAGUUGAAACGAAAGCACUUACUGCCAUCGUACUUCGUCCACCAGAGACACUCCGUGUUGACAAAGAUGCACCUGGCACUGCUACAUGUGUAACUUCUAGUGGUGCUCCACCACCACCACCAGUUGAGUGGAGGGUUAAUAAUGAAGUUGUAUCAAGCACAGGGUUCAUUACAGUGCAAGACAACGUCUUGACUGUGAAAUACGCAGAAGAGCUAAACAAGGCAAUCAUCGUUUGCAAAGUCAAUGAGUUAACAUCAAACGAAGUUACAGUCGAUAUUCCUAUUGAAAGCAAGAGCAGUGGCCUUUCGAGUGGUGCAAAAGCUGGCAUUGCUAUUGGAGUGAUACUUGGUGUUAUCAUAUUGGUGAUUAUUAUUAUAAUUGUUGUCGUCGUGAUGAAAAGAAAACAGUCUGGUGGAAAGUUUACACCAAACAAACCUGAUGCUGAAAAUGGAUCCAACAAUCAGGGAGGUUCUGCCGCUUGUGAAUUGAAGGAAGACUCGAGAUACGCGCCUUGUGACCCUAUGGCUCCAGAAUCCCCAGAAAAAGUUCCACCAGGUGGCAGUGCCACCAGUCCUGCGAACGAUGAGACAGAAAAUAGAAAUGAAUACGAGAAACCACCACUUUCCAACGAGGGUGACGAUGAUGAAAUGGAUGGCUCUAACUCAAAGCAGACAACUGUUUGAAGCUAUCUAACUGAACUAAAUUUUAGGUGAUCUUUGAAAUAAUGCAGAUCGACAUUAUGGUGACACAUAGCUCAAACUUGUGGUCUUUAGCAGCAGUAUGAAUGUUUUCGAUAUAGUUAUUUUAGCCAGUGAGGGUGCAUGCGUAGGUUUUAGGCUUGUGAUGAGGUGAGUAGUUGGUAAAAUUGUGACGCGUUUCUGCUGUAUUACUCACUGUGAUUAUUUAGAAGAUAUUGUGGUUUUAUGA